Messenger RNA from Vespa velutina, 1303 nucleotides. RefSeq names its product charged multivesicular body protein 4b (gene shrb). The record is from RefSeq and is a predicted model, not a curated record. Bases 245 to 943 code for a protein of 232 amino acids. Gene Ontology annotation, cellular component: multivesicular body; cytoplasmic side of plasma membrane; ESCRT III complex. Gene Ontology annotation, biological process: vesicle budding from membrane; late endosome to vacuole transport via multivesicular body sorting pathway. NCBI's taxonomy places the organism in Eukaryota, Metazoa, Arthropoda, Insecta, Hymenoptera, Vespidae. The transcript has 5 exons.
CAUACCAUAAAUACGGAUGUGUUCAAUCGAGAAAAUGGAUUUGUUACUAUACAGUUGUGAAUUUUUUAGUUUUGUUUAUAGUAUCUAUUAAAGUUAUCUCUAUAAUCUGUUGAUAGUACAUAGAUAUAUAAAAUAUUAUUAGUAUAUUUUUUAAAAUAUUACUCCGUAAUAUAGGAAAAUAAUUAAAAGUUACGUGUGUAAUCACUCCUAUCGUGAUAAUAAAAUUAGACGAUAAAACGUAAAAAUGAGUUUCUUUACCAAAGUAUUUGGUGGUAAAAAGGAGCCAAUUGCUCCUUCAACGGCUGAGGCAAUUCAAAAAUUACGUGAAACCGAGGAUAUGUUGAUAAAAAAGCAAGAUUUUCUUGAAAGUAAAAUUGAACUUGAAAUUCAAACUGCAAAAAAAAAUGGAACCAAGAACAAGAGAGCGGCUAUCCAAGCUCUUAAAAGAAAAAAACGUUAUGAAAAGCAACUACAACAAAUUGAUGGUACUUUAUCGACGAUUGAAAUGCAAAGAGAAGCUCUAGAAAGUGCUAAUACAAAUACAGCAGUUCUUACUACUAUGAAAGGUGCAGCAGAUUCAUUAAAAGCUGCUCAUCAACACAUGGAUGUUGACCAAGUUCAUGAUAUGAUGGACGAUAUUGCUGAACAACAAGAUGUUGCUCGAGAAAUUUCUGAUGCCAUAUCUAAUCCUGUAGCAUUUGGUCAAGACAUAGAUGAGGAAGAACUUGAAAAAGAAUUAGAAGAACUUGAACAGGAACAACUUGAUAAAGAAUUACUUGGUAUUGAAUCUACAGAUGAAUUGCCAGCAGUACCUGCUACGACUGUUCCAGCUGUUCCAACUGCUCCUGCAAGAACUCGUACAAGUAAUGAUUCAUAUGACAAUAAAAAAGCUAAACCAGAGGAAGAUGAGGAUUUAAAGGAAUUAGAAGCAUGGGCAUCGUAAUUAAAUCGAAUUUCUAAAAAAAAAAAUAUUGCCAAUUAUUAAUCUGUACAUUGAUGAUUUUACAGAGUAAUAGCUUCAACAUUUAAUGUCAAUAUCUUGUACCAAUUAAUUUGAAAUUCCUAAAUAUAGUAUUUUAUUUUUUAUGCACAAUUGUUAGAAAGGAGAAAAAAUCUAUCAAAACCAGUUUGCAAAUAUUGAUUCAUAACUUGUAAUUAUAACAUCGAAGCGGAAUGUACUUCAUUCAAUACCUUAUGGUUUUUUUUUAAGAAGAAGUAAAUAUUUAUGAAUGAAUGAUACAUCCAAUAAUUACUAUAACUAUCUUUCUUAGAAUAAACAGAUUUGUGCUUUAUAUAAAAAUUA